This is a messenger RNA of Aspergillus nidulans FGSC A4, 14372 nucleotides long. RefSeq names its product nonribosomal siderophore peptide synthase SidC (gene sidC). Gene Ontology annotation, biological process: ferrichrome biosynthetic process; cellular response to iron ion starvation. NCBI's taxonomy places the organism in Eukaryota, Fungi, Ascomycota, Eurotiomycetes, Eurotiales, Aspergillaceae. The record is from RefSeq and is a predicted model, not a curated record. Gene Ontology annotation, molecular function: catalytic activity; phosphopantetheine binding. The transcript is spliced from 3 exons. The coding region runs from base 1 to 14286 and encodes 4761 amino acids.
AUGGCAAUGGGGAAACGUAAGCUGGCUGGCUCGUUCCGCAGAUAUGUCGCUACCGGGCUUUCUCGGGUCUCGGGCGCUUUUCGGAGUCGCAGUGCCAGUAAGGAACGCCAGAGCCGUGGCAGCGGCAGCUUGGUCGAACGUGAUACGCUGGCAAAAGACCAGGGCCAGGGGGUCUGUUUACAGCCAGCUCAAGUUGGAGCUGUCCCUGUCACUAAGGUCCCGGCGCUUGAUACGAUCGAAGCAUAUGCCGGAGCAUUUGAUAAACCAAUUGACGGGGCCGGUACGUGCCAGCGGACAAGUUUGGUCUGCAGUGCCAGCUCUGCCGUUGACGGUGACGUGAUUGACGGCUUGGUUCAGGGCUAUGCGCGGUUCAUCGCUGGAUUGACGGGUCUUGACGAUAUCGCGUUCUACUCCACUCGUCAUGAACCGUUUGCAUUGGAGAAGUCGACAUCAAUCAUUAUCGCUUCUGCUGCUUCCAACGAGUUAGUCUGUCGUGAGGUGGACACGAACCACGAGAACGAUGUGCAGUUCUAUGCUGAGCUGGGACGGGUCGAGCCUGAGAAUGGACGACGUGAAUUCCAGCCGAAUGCAUUCACACUCUUCAUCGAGCCGGACAGCAAUAGGAAGAAGAAGAAUGUUCUUCACCUUAGCUUCGCCUAUCCUCGACGGCUGAUCCCAGAUGCAGCGGUAGAACAGCUACUGCGCACGCUUUUACUGCACAUCUGCGAGUCUUCUCCACUAAAGUCGCCAUCGACAUCGCAGCCUGAAUUGUCCAUUCUGAAUUUCCCGCCGUCUAUGAUACCCCCAACUGCGCAGGCGAACGGCGUCGAGAAUUCGACGACCAACCCGCAUCUCUUGCAUUCCGCAUUCGAGAACUGGGCUCGCAAGAACCCGCAUUUUAUCGCAUUAGAUUUCAUUCAUUCCCUUUCAUCCAAAACGCACAGAUCAGAGCAUAGCAUCAUCACUUAUGCGGCCCUCGAUAGCGCUGCUACCAAUCUAGCCUUCCAUAUUAGAUCACUUCUACGCGACUCUCGAAAACAUGGACAGAUUAUCCCUGUUCACAUGCCCACUUCACCGGAGCUCUACAUCUCAUACCUCGCCGUCCUGAAAGCUGGCCACGCUUUCUGUCCUAUACCUCAAGACGUUCCUGCCCGACGAAUACAGGAGAUUCUUAGCGAUAUUGAUGCUCCUAUUGUCCUCGGGACCUCAUCAAAACCGCCCAUCAGUGCUGAAAGCUCCCGGUCGACGUCUACAUGGGUUAAUGUCACCGAAGUUUCCAAAUGGCGGCAGAUGUGUGGCGAGCAACCAGCUGAUUAUUCUCGACCCUCUUUAGACCACAUAACCAUUGAGCAGAACCAGACUGCUUAUCUCCUCUUCACCAGCGGUUCAACCGGUAAGCCGAAAGGUGUGCAAAUCAGCCAUCUCGCAGCAUCAUGCUCCAUAUCCUCCCACGCCACUGCAAUUCCUCUCCCCGGCGAAUCACCAGGCAACUUCCGCUGGUUCCAGUUUGCUUCGCCAUCCUUCGACCCUUCACUCAUGGAGAUUUUUGUCACCCUAAGCACUGGUGGCACGCUCUGCUCUGCUGAUCGCAGACUUACCCUCGCCAAUCUCGAAGCCACCAUCAAUGAGAGCAGAGCGACAGUCAUGAUGGCUACGCCGAGUCUUGCCACGCUUCUCAGACCUGACCGGCUGGAGACCCUUGAGGCGCUGUGGUCCAUGGGAGAAAAGCUCAACCGGACAGUUAUUGACAACUUCGCGCUGGAUAAUGUUAUGAAUGGAGACGCCGAGACCAGAAGACCGAGGACCUUGGUCAAUGCAUACGGUCCAACGGAAGGAGCAAUCAACUGUACCUACGUCGCUCCCUUCAAGCGUCACAUGCGUGGUUCUAUCAUUGGACGGCCGCUACCAACCUGUGCGAUGUUUAUUCUAUCCCCCGACUCCCAAGUCCCUGUCUUAGUCCCUACCGGUACAGUUGGAGAACUGGCAAUUGGCGGCCCCCAAGUCAGCAAAGGCUAUCUCAAUCUCCCCGAAGUAACAGCUAGAGUCUUCAUUCGCAGCAAGGAAUUUGGACCCCUCUACCGCACUGGCGACAAGGCCCGCAUCGUCUGGGACGAAAGCGGGCACCAGGUCAUUGAGUACCUAGGCCGAAUCCGCACGGAUCAGGUCAAGAUAAAUGGACGCAGAGUUGAGCUGGGUGAAAUUGAGUCUGUUGUCGCGGCUGUGGAGGGUGUUCGGGAGGCCGUUGCGGUUGUGGUAAAGAGAGAUAGCAAGUCAAACGGGGGCGAGCAGAUUGUCGCUUGUCUUGUGGUAGAUGCUGCGGAUGGGGAGGGGCGUGAGAAAAUUGCACAGCAAGCAAAAAAAAAUGCUGCGCAGCAUCUUGCGAGCUUCAUGUGCCCGACUACCUACACAUUUUUUGAUGUGCUGCCCAGGUCGAGUUCCGGAAAGGUCGAUCGAAAAGCGUUGGCUGUCCAGCUGCAAGAGAAGCCUGAUGUUCCAAUCAAGAAUGGCCUCAGUGAAGAAAGUGCAGAAUGUUGGAGGCAUUCAGAUGAGGCCGCAUCGUCAGUACAGCAGCUGGUGAUUCGACUCGUUGCGGAAACAGGGGACGUGAGUGAUUCCGCAAUAAAGCCCGGGACAGAGCUGUACUCGGUAGGCAUCGACAGUCUAGGAGCAAUGCGUUUUCUACAGAAGCUGAGAGACAAUGGGGUCCAUGGGCUGUCCGUCGGCGAAGUGCUGCAAACACAUACAUGCCAGCGGCUUGUCUCUCUCGUCCAGAGCAUGCUGACGAAUCAAAAUGGCGAGCCUAAUGGGAUACUUCAGAAGGGCAGUAUAACAAACGACUUGCAGUUAAGACUGCAGUCAUUCGGCCGGCGAUAUCGCAUGUUUUGCGCAGAAUCCCUUGACGUGCCCGCGGACACGAUACAUGAAGUCCUUCCUACCACUGCUACUCAAUCCGGGAUGUUGACUAGUUUUCUGCGUAGCUCUGCGGAACAGUCCUAUGAGAAACCAACAUACAUUUAUCAUACUGUCCUUCCACUUGAGCCCCGUACCAACAUUGAGAAGCUCAAGAAGGCCUGGUUCGAUGUUAUCUCAAACUAUGACUCUUUCCGGACGGUCUUCUGUAUGGUCGACGAUGAGCUGGCCCCGUUUGCACAGUGCAUCUUGACGGCUGAGGGCGUCUCAUCCAGGGACUGGAACGUUUACACAAGCCCUAACAGAUCAUCGACGAAGUCCAUCAUGAUCCUCAGCAUGUUCCACGGAAUCUUCGACGGCGGCUCUCUACAGCUCCUCUUGCAAGAUGUCUCGUCAGCGUACUCCGGAAACACACUACCGCAGCGAACCUCACUAACCCACAUCGUCAAACACCACUUCCAGGCAGAUCACACUUCCACAUCCAAAUUCUGGAGGGAAUAUCUACAAGGUUACUCUCUCCUCCCCUUUCCAUCUCUCACUCCGCAUCGAGCGCCGGCCCAGAAAAGCACUGGCUGUGCUGAGGUCACCUCUCAACUCAGUUACGGAGCCCUCAAAAAACUCUCAAAAAGCAUUGGCUCUACACCACUCUCUGUGCUGCAGGCAGCAUGGGGUGCGGUAGUUCUCAGCUACACAGCUACGCCGGAUCAGGACGUAGUUUUGGGAAGUGUGAUGUCUGGACGACUUGAUCCCGAUUCGAAAGACUGCAUUGGUCCGACCUUUACGAUAACGCCUUCCAGAAUUUCCGUCCAGCAAUUGAAGGGUUCCGGAUCCUUGACAAACCAAUCAGUGGUCCACUAUCUGUCGUCUUCAAAUGCAAAAGCGCUCUCACACCUCCAGCCUCAGCUAGGAUCUGUGACCGUAAAUGGCAAGGUUCCCUAUGACACAGUCCUCGCAUACCAGGACUUUGACACUGAUAUGAAACCUUCUCAAACCUGGAGUUCUGUCCAACAUCCCGCUAUGGCAAAUGAUUUCUCUGUGAUGAUCGAGGUGGUCCCCAAUCCGGACUCGACGUUGACGCUGCGGGCUAGUUUCGACACGAAACUCGACUCUACCGGAGCUCAAAUCAUGCUGAAACAAAUGGAUGAUAUCGUCAGCUACAUCCUCAACCACCCGGACUCGAGUUUCGAAGAUGCUCCUCUUCAAGCCAGCUUAGCUCUGAAAUCGAAAGCGAACCCCAGUCCAAUUACAGCUCCAGAAGUCAGCGAAGGAGCACUCCUACAAUCACAGUUCGAAGACCAUGCCCUCUCGCAUCCAAAUGACCCAGCUCUAGUAUUUAAGCAGGACCUUGAUAAUGAUGAUCAUCCAGGAAACAUCACUUGGACAUAUGCCCAACUCAACGCUAUGGCUGAAGCUCUUGCGGAACAUCUGCUCCAGGUUUGUGGUGAUCUGAGAGAUGCUUCUGUUCCGAUUUGCAUCGAGAAGAGUCCACCCUUGUAUGUUGCGAUCCUAGGUAUCCUCAAGGCAGGAGGCGCCUGGUGUCCCAUUGAUACACUUUCCCCAGCACAGCGUCGCCAUGAUCUCAUUGCGCGAACUAGUGCCGGUAUCCUUCUGGUUUCUGGUCUCGAUACGCCACAACCUCAGAAUGCUGUUCCAGCUGGAGUCAGAGUUAUUGAUGUUAGCAAGUUCAUUCAGAAUGUCUCGAGCGACAAUACCCCACAGUCAAGCAGACACCGAGCAACCCCUAGAAAUACAGCCUACCUAAUCUGGACGAGUGGCACAACUGGCGCUCCCAAGGGCGUACCCAUUACGCACUCAGCCGCCGUCUCUAGCAUGCGCUCCCUCCAGACCGAUAUCCCGGGUAACGAAGACGGCAGUCCCAUUCGCUGCCUCCAAUUCUCGCAACCAACCUUCGAUGUCUCCAUCCAAGACCUCUUCUACACUUGGGGCUUAGGAGGCGCGCUUAUUUCUGGCACGAGGGAGAUAAUGCUCGAAUCUUUCCCUAAACUUGCAAAUAUCACCAAGGCAACGCACGCCCAUCUCACGCCUGCCUUUGCGGCUGGUGUCGCGAGGAAAUCAUGCAAAACGCUUAAAGUCGUAACAAUGAUCGGCGAAAAAUUGACACAGAGUGUUGCGGAUGAUUGGGGGACAGACAUGAGGGCGUUCAAUACCUACGGCCCCGCGGAGGCGACGGUCGUCAGUACGAUCCGCGAAUUCGGCAAUGAACAUAGAUCCGUCAAAAGUGCGAAUAUCGGGUGGCCAAUGAGCAGUGUUUCGGUCUUCGUGAUGUCCAAAGAUAAGCGCGUGCUCAUGAAGAAUGCCAUUGGAGAGCUUGCAUUAGGUGGCCCUCAGCUUUCACCAGAAUACUUGAAUUUAAAGGACGUAACGGACACGAAGUAUAUCUGGAAUGAGGACGCUGGGCAGCGGCUUUACUAUACGGGUGACCUUGUCCGCAUGCUAUCUGAUGGGAGUCUGGAGUACAUCACGCGUGUUGAUGACCUUGUGAAACUAGGUGGCAUUAGGAUUGAGUUGUCGGAGAUAAGUUUUGCGCUGAGAGGGUGUCAUGAACUCGUCGAGAGCGUGGAGACUAUGAUACUUAGCAGGAAAGACAGGCCAGUCAGAGUUGUUGUUGCGUUCUUGUGCGCCCCGAAGGCUGCUGGUGAUGCGGAUGAAGGUUUGUUGGUGCUUGACGACACUGGUAGAGAUAUUGCCCGUGCAGCAAGCCUUCAGGCGCGCAAUGUCCUGCCAGAGAACAUGAUUCCCUCUGUGUAUCUUAUUGUCAAGAAGAUACCAAAAACGCCAUCUGCAAAGGUCGAUCGACGCGCUUUACAGGCUGCGUACGCAGCGGUUGAUAUUGACAAGUGGGAGAACAACGUUAACCCUGAGGGCCCCGGAGAUGCAGAUGAGGAUGAUGCUGCCACGGCCACUCAGAUCAUCGAGACAGUGGCAGCGCUGGUGCAUGUUGAGAGCUCGACUAUCACAAAGAGCAAUAGAUUACGCAGUCUAGGUGUUGACUCACUCUGUGCCACGCGUCUUGCAUUUAGGCUCAAGGAGGCCGGGUUUGGUCUUUCUGUUAUGGAUGUCCUGGCCUGCACCACUAUCCAGGAUCUUGUCAGAUUAGCCCAGUCUACUUCAUUCAGUUCAUCUGCAAACUCAGCUAGCCCUCACAACGACAAGUUCGAUAUCGUCUCCUUCAACAAGAUAUGGCAUACCCUCGUCGCAGCAGCAGCAAAGAUCCCUGAGAAGGACGCGUUUACAACGAUCCGCGCCACAGCUAUCCAGGAGAGCUUGCUUACUGAGACAAUGGGUACAUACGACAUGUACUGGAGCAAUCAUUUCUUCAGACUUGAUAGGUCUGUCGACAUUCCCCGACUACGACAAGCUUGGUAUGCCGUGUGCCAGAAGACUGAGACGCUCCGGACGGGGUUUAUACCUGUCGCACAGACGGAGGCAAAGAAUAAGAAACAGGCUAAGGAUUCGGGAUUUUCUAUUUUGCAGGUUGUGUAUAAGCUUCCGGCGGUGGAUUGGGAGGCUCAUACCUACAGGAAGGAAGAGUGGAGUUGGGUGCUAAAGAACCGAGUGCGGGAUAUCAUGACGGCGCACCAGAAGAACUACUUCUGCCAUCCUCCUUGGGCAGUCACAAUACUGGAAGAAGGCACCGAACGAGUCAUGGUCUUGACACUCCACCACUCAAUCCAUGACGAGCCUUCCCUCAAGUUCUUGAUGGACGAUGUCCGCGCCGCAUAUACCUACAAACCGCCUCUUCGCACCCAGCUGACCCCCGCCCUCGCGCUUGUGCUCCCAACUCCAAGCAAAUACGCCGAAGCUGUUGAUUUCUGGUCCUUGGAGCUCAAGCCGUACGCCGCCCUCGACGUCCCCGUCUGGCCCGAUCUCACAGGUAAACGGGUCUCACCAGGCGCGGCGCCAGAAUACAAACUGAUAUCCGAGGCGAUGUCAAUAACCUCGUCCUUCCCAGUUUUAGAGAAAGUCGCAGCAGAUCUAGGGCUGAAAUCUGUUGCGUCGAUCAUUAGGGCGGCAUGGGCGUUCGUCAGCCUGUCUUAUCUGGGCCUGUCGGGGACGGUGUUUGCGGAGACGUUAUCAGACCGCGUCUUUGAUCCGUCCUUGGAAAGCGCAGUCGGUCCUUUUAUAUCUGUUGUUCCGGUUCCGUUCCGAGUAGAAGGGGAUACGACAGUGAGGAAGAUCCUGGCAGAACAGCACCGGCUCUCCUUGCAAUCGUGGAAGCAUCGACAUGUUCAUGCGAGAGAUAUUCGGAAGGCCCUUAAGCGGCAGAGAGGAGAGCCGUUGUACCCUGCAGUAUUCAAUUUCCACGCGCUUGACGAAUCAAAGGACAGAAAAAUUGCGAGCCUGCCUGGUCUCUGGCAUGAGCUUGAAGACCAGAUUGGCCUGCAUGUUGAGCAUCCCAUGGCCAUGAAUGUUUUCCAGUCGCCAAGCGGAAACAUGACCCUGGAGGCAUCAAGCGAUAGUCGGAUCUUCAGCCGUGAACAUUUACGCCUUUUUGUUCGCCAGAUCGAUGCUCUCAUCUCGGAAAUGCUCUUAUCGCCUGAUGAAUCUCUCAGCGGGCUCGUGAAUCGGCUUCCGUCUGACCUACGAUCCCUAUCCAACAGGAUUGUGAGCCAUGAAGUCGCGAAUUCAAUUCACCAGGCCCCAACUUACUGGCUGGAGAAGUUCGCCGACACUCACCCGCACUGGACAGCCGUCGAGGUGGCGUCCAGUAUCAGUACAAACGGAAUUGAAAAAGAAGCCAUGAGUUAUGGCUCUCUAAACAGCGCAGCAAACCGUGUUGCUGCGUACUUGGCUUCAUUUAGGUACAAGAAUCGAGUCGUCGGUGUCUGUGCAGGACGGACAUUAGCGUCGUACCCCAUCAUCAUUGGCAUAUUCAAGUCCGGGAAUACAUACCUUCCUAUUGAUGAGAGUCUGCCAGCCGAUCGAAAGGCGUUCUUGCUGGAGGAUGCAAAGUGUCCGGUUGUCUUUACGGAACUGGGUCUCAGGAAUUCCUUUGCCGGUGCUCCUGAUACCUGUCGCGUGGAGUGUAUUGACGACCCUGCCCUGCAGAGAUCAUUGGACGAAAUGCCAUCGACAAACAAAGACUACAGCUCCCAUCCAGAUGAUGUCUCAUACCUGCUAUUCACUUCCGGCUCGACCGGCAAACCCAAAGGCGUCAUGGUCACUCGCGCGAACCUGUCGUCCUUCAUCGAGUCCAUAUCUGAGUUUGCAUGCCGCAUUGCACCAGAUACGCUUAAGCUGGGUGGCACAGGUCGCUAUCUAGCGCAAGCAAACCGCGCCUUCGACCCGCACCUGCUGGAGAUGUUCUUCCCAUGGCGCCAUGGCAUGGCCACUGUGACUGCCCCGCGGCCUAUGAUCCUUGAUGAUAUCGGGACGACUCUAUCCAAAUGGAGCAUUACACACGCCAGUUUCGUUCCCAGUCUCGUCGACCAGAGCGACAUCACGCCCCAGCAAUGCCCCAACCUGCGGUUCAUGACAGUGGGCGGGGAGAAAAUCACACAGAAAGUCCUCGACACCUGGGCCUCAGCACCGAACGUGGCUAUCGUGAACGCCUAUGGUCCCACGGAGGUAACGAUUGGCUGUACAUUUGCGCAUAUCAACCCGUCCACAAACCUACGCAAUAUCGGCCCCCCUCUUACAGCUUGCACAGCGCAUGUUCUGAUCCCUGGGACCAUGAAGUACGCACUUCGGGGCCAGACUGGCGAAUUAUGUUUCAGUGGUGAUCUUGUGGCGAGAGGAUAUCUGAAUCGCCCUGAUGCCACUGCCGCAAAUUUUAUCACUGGCCCCAACGGUGCCAAGAUGUACCGUACCGGUGAUAUCGGCCGGCUUAUGUCUGAUGAUUCGGUUGAGUACCUUGGACGUGGAGAUGACCAAACCAAGAUCCGUGGGCAGAGACUAGAACUCGGCGAGGUUUCCGAAGUACUAAGAGCUUCUUCGCCAGUUGCCGUUGAUAUUGUGACGACGGUAGCGAAACAUCCUGACCUCGGCAAGGUACAGCUGAUUACCUUCGUGUCGAGAGCAAAGAAGCGCACUGUCAAUGAGGAGGUGCAGUUUCUAUUCUCUGAUUUCGGUACCCUAGGCCAAGAACUGCGCGAUAUUUGUGCGAAAAAGCUGCCAGCCUAUAUGGUCCCAGACCUCAUCUUGCCCGUGACAAGUAUCCCCGUCGCGGCAAUGAGCGGAAAGGCGGAUAUGAAGGUAUUGCAAAAAUUAUUUACCGAGCUGCCGUUGCAGGUUGUUCUUCAGGGGAAUAAUGCUAUUGCAAACGGAACUGGCUCCGAACGGCCGCUGAACCCAGACGAGAUAGCCGUCGUCGGCGAGAUUUGCCAAGUUAUCUCUGCUGACUCACACAGCUUUUCGCCUAUGACGAACAUCUUUGAAAUUGGGAUUGACAGUCUCAGUGCAAUUGGGCUCUCGGUUAGACUACGUGGAAUUGGAUAUGCGGCGAGUGUGGCGGCAAUUAUGGCCAACCCGGUUGUCGAGCAGCUUGCUAGGUUGCCUAGAGCUUCUGAGCAUGGAGUUAAUGAUCAUGCAGAUUAUUUUGCACAGCGGUGCAAGGAGUUGGAAAGCCAGUAUCGAAGCGUUUUUAGGGAUGCUGUCGAGGUUGCCGUAGUCAGGCCUUGUCUCCCAUUGCAGGAAGGACUGAUUGCGCGCUCUAUGAACAGUAACAGCGGCGAUGGCAAGCUCUAUGUCAAUCAUGUCAUUCUGCAGCUGAACAAGGAUGUUGACACCAGAAAGCUAAAAAGCUCUUGGGAGGAUGUGGCGAAGGAGAACGAGAUAUUGAGGACGGCGUUUGCGCCACUAGAGAAGGAGAUUGCGCAGGUUGUCCUGUCCAAUGCUUCUUAUCAAAUGCAAUGGACAGAGGGGAAGUAUGAAGAUUUGGAUGAAGCCAUUCAAGCACGAAAUGAAAAACAAGGACAGAUCUCGAGACUCAUUAUUGCGGAUUUAUCAACUGUUCCUCCGGCACGGUUCCAUCUUGCCAGCUCGGCGAGUGGGAAGCCGCUGGCUUUGUUUAUUUCGAUACAUCACGGGCUCUAUGAUGGCGAAUCCUUUGCGAUGAUGCUGGACGAGGUUGCGGCACGGUAUGAAGGGAGGAAGGUCGGGGAGAGAGGCUCACCGUCUGUCUUUUUGAGGCAUGUUUGUUCCCAGGACACAGAGGAGGCGAAGAGGCACUGGAUGCAGCAACUUUCUGGAUGCACCCCUACAAUAUUCCGAGCCAACGGAAAUGCAAUCAAAAACACCAUUUCCAUUCGUCGAACUGGCAACGCCAAACUCUCGGACUUAGAAACCCGCUCGUCAACACUCCAGACGACAGUCCCGAACCUGCUGCAGGCAGUCUUUGCUCUCUUGUUAGCGGACCACACCGGUAUUUUCGAUGUAACCUAUGGCCUUGUCCUGUCAGGACGCACUAUAUCCGCCCCAGGGGCGGACUCGGUACUUUUACCGGCUAUCACCACUAUCCCUGGGCGUCUCAACAUGAGCGACUUGAAAACCGUUAAUGACGUGGUGAAGGUUGUUCAGAGAGCUACCGCGAGAUCUUUAGACUUCCAGCAUACACCCCUCCGCAAGAUCCAGCAGUGGCUGAAGUCCGAAGCCCCAUUGUUCGAUUGUCUGUUCUCGUAUAUCCGCGCCACUGCUCCACCUGGCCAUAACCUCUGGGCAGAAUUGGACAGCCACAUGCCGUCUGAGUACCCACUUGCCCUUGAAGUGCAAGCCGAUAAUGCGGCUAAUACACUCAAAUUGGAGUGCAUCUUCUCCUCAGACUUUGGACCACGGCAAGUUGGUGAGGAAUUCCUUGAGAAGAUGGACGCUGUUAUUUCUGAAGUUGUCUCUGGUUCAAGUUUGCCUUUGGAGAACUUCAACACCGUGCGAUCAGCUACCUCUGCGUCUCAUGGUGCAUCCGUACAAUGGGACGAGUCAAGCUGGACUUCGUCAGAAAGCAGGAUACGAGAAAUAACGGCAACGUUCUGUGGACUGAAUGUCGAGGCUGUAUCAAAAGGCGCUUCAUUCUUUAGUCUUGGCAUAGACUCAGUCACUGCUCUUCAGUUUGCCAGAAGGCUGCGUGAUGAGGGAUUCAAGGUUUCAUCAUCGGAAAUUAUGCGUUUUUCCUGUGUUGGGUCGUUGACAGGACAUAUUGAAUCUUCUUCCGCGCUGCAAACUAAUGGUAUUGGGAAAACGGAGACGGCUAUCUCAAUCGAAACCUAUGCAAAGCAUAUUCCUCUGCUUGGAAAGAAUGACUCCAUCACGUCGUUGUUCGAAUGUACACCACUGCAAUCAGGAAUGAUCACGCAAACGAUCAGCUCUGGAGGGAAGGUGUAUAUUAAUCCUCAUCCAAUCCGUCUCAGGGACAACGUGAAAGUGGAGAAGCUCAAGGAGGCCCUGCGUCACGUUGUUCAGGCUAACGAAAUUCUGCGCACGUCUUUUCACCUCAUCCCGGAUCUAGGAGAGAGCUGGAUUGGUGCCGUGCAUGAAGAGCCUAAGUUUGAGUGGAGUGAGAUCAAUAUGCCAUCAGGCGCCAAUGCUCUGUCUGAGGUUAUGAACCUCUAUACGUUCUGUGAAGAGGCAUCUUUUGAGAGGCCACCGAUUCGUUCUGUUCUUGUCAACCAGCCAGGCUAUAGGAUCCUCAUAGUUGUCCUACAUCAUUCCCUUUACGACGGUGCUUCCCUACCGUUCGUCUUCGAGGACCUUGCAACAAUCUAUGCAGGAGGAACCCUUGCUCAACGACCACAGUUCUCAGAAAUGGUCCCCUACAUGCUCUCAGGGCAAGACGAAUCCUGUGCCUUCUGGGUGGACAGGCUCAGAGACUAUGUACCUGUUGAGAUCUGUCCACUACCCAAGCUCGACAGCACUCCAAAUAUGCUAACCGCGAAAAAUCGCAUUCCCCUACCCCUCCACUCAAUCACAGAAUCCUGCAAGACCAUGUCCGUCACAAUCCAAACUGUCUCCCUGCUUUCCUACGCAAAGGCCUACGCGCACCUUCUCGGAACCCGUGACGUCGUGUUCGGUCAAGUCUUAGCCGGCCGAACACUGCCUCACCCUGAGGCAGACCGUACAUUAGGACCAUUAUUCAACACUGUCGCGCAACGAAUAACGCUUGAUCCCACAUUUAUGAGUAACUGCGCUCUUGCGCAACGGCUCCAAAGGGAUGGCGUCGAAGCACAAAGACAUCAGCAUGCACCGCUGAGAAUUAUUCAGAAUACGCUGCGUCAAGAGGGAAAUCUUGACUCGAAGCAGUUGUUUGAUGCACUCUUUGUGUUCCAGAAGAGUGCCGCGCUCUCUCAGGGUAUCCUGAACGAGCAGGAGAUUUGGACAUCAUAUGAAGAUGAGGAUUUCGUCGUUGACGCGGAAUAUAAACUCAAUGUCGAGGUUGACCAUUCUCACGACGGGGUCAUUGUUAGGGCUACGGCAAAUGGUGCCUACCUUAACCAGAAAAUGCUUGAGAGUUUCCUCAGUCAAUACGUCGAGGUUUUCUGUGAUGUCGUCGAGCAUCCCGCAAGAUGUGUCACGGCGGUACCGCAGGGACUGGGAGGACUGCCGUUAGAACGGGCGAGUUCGAGAUUCGGGCAACCGGUGACUGACGGCUCGAAGCCGGAUUCUGCGCCCUCUACGCCUGUGCCAGUGCAUGAGGAAACCAUUCGAUCUGUUCUAGCAGACGUCGUGGGAAUCUCUACUGACGAUAUCAAGCCAACCACGAGCAUUUUCAACCUCGGGCUUGACUCUCUUUCAGCUAUCAGGCUCGCUUCUCUUUGCCGCACAAAGGGUUUGAAAGUCAGUGUUGGGGAUAUUCUUCAGGGGAAUACGCUGCGCGGUAUAAGUACGCGUGUGCAGUUAGAAUCCGAAGUCUCUACCACGACAAACGGGCACAACCCAGUUCAUGGAACUUCGUCCUUGAUUAAGGAUUAUCCUCACGUCGAACAAACCGUCAUCUCUAAUCUGCAUCUCAGCAAAGAAGAGAUCGAAACAAUUAUCCCCGUUCUCCCUGGCCAAUUUCACCACCUGGUUGGCUGGCUCAAGUCAGACCGGAAACUGUUCGAAGCACCCUGGGCUUUUGUCGCUCGUGAUGAUAAGCGUAUCAAUGCCGAUAAGCUCCAGUGUGCGUGGGCCGAUCUUCGCAAGCGACAUCCUGUGCUACGGACGGCCUUUGCAGCUACCUCGGACUCAGAGGCUGUGCAGAUUGUUCUGAGAACACCUGCAGAAAACUCGGAUGCAUUCAGAGUCAUCGAAUCUGCGGACAAUAUUGCCGACCUAGCCAGAGCGCACGCCCGCGAGGAAGCGUUGCACCCAUCCUCCCUCUCUUCCCCGCCUGUGCGAUUACGGCACCUCAAGGCUGCGGAUAGGGAUGGCAUCCUGCUUAUUAUCCAUCACUCUCUGUACGAUGCAUGGAGCAUUCCGAUGCUUGUCUCUGAACUUGGUAAACUCUACGACGAUCAGCCAACAGAUUUUACCACAGCCCCAGACUUCCCUGCCCUCGUGGACUUUUCACUUCGUGCUCUCUCCAACCUCGAUGUCAACGAGAAGGAUUACUGGACCUCGACUCUUAAGCCCGCUACACCGACUCUUGUCAGGAGCGCCGGUACGCAGAAAUCAAUUGCAAACAACGAACAGUUGUUCGUUGGCGAAUGGGAAAGAGUCUCCAAUCUAUCUACGAUGGAGAAAAUAUGUCGAUCCGCGGGAUUCAGCCUUCAGACGAUCAUCCUCCUCGCUGUUGCGCGCUGCCUUGCGAGAUCCACUGGCGUUGAGAGCCCCGUCAUGGGACUCUAUCAGAAUGGGCGCUUGGCUGCGUUCGAUGGAAUUGAAAGGGUCCCGGGACCCUGUUUGAACGUCAAUCCGUUUGUUGUGGAGGAUGUGUUAACCAGUCUGGGCAAUGAAGAGAAAGAGUGUGUCCUCAAGCAGGCGAGAAACAUUCAGAGAUCCCUCGCAGAACGGGUACCGUAUGAGCAGAGUUCGCUUCGUAAAGUCCUAACAUGGCUUAACCCGGAAAAUGGAGAGGUAACACCGCUAUUCAAUAUGUGGGUUAAUCUGCUUUGGAUGCAGGACAGCACUUCCUCCACCCCCAGCCAGCAAGCCAAUGACGAGAAAAGUGAAGCCGGGUUCUUCAAACCCCUUCGCAUCGGCGUUCCGACAGACUUCAUUCCUUCUAAGCCGCUACCCCCAUCAUCUACAUCGAUAGAUAGCCUCGAUACAUCUUACUUGCCAGACCAGAAUAUCUUCCUUGAUAUUGGUCCCGAUCCAGCCACGGAUAGUAUUGGCUUUGGGGUCCGUGUUGAGGGUGGCUUGCUGGCAGAGGGUGAGGUCAAAGAGCUUGUGGACGCGAUUGCCGCUGAGAUUGAAAGAGCUGUUGCUUGCUUAAAAGCUUAAAAGAAAGCUGCUAUGUAGUCGUUAGAAUGCGUUGCAUACAUCGCAUUGAAUGGUCAUAUAGUCAUAAUAUAGUCUCAAUUUUGUUA